This is a messenger RNA of Nicotiana tabacum (common tobacco), 1387 nucleotides long. The record is from RefSeq and is a predicted model, not a curated record. Lineage: Eukaryota; Viridiplantae; Streptophyta; Magnoliopsida; Solanales; Solanaceae.
CGCCCAAACCCUCAUUUCAAACUCUCUCUAUUUCUCUCUCUAAGGAGCCUUCUACAGAGAAAGUUGAAUCAGAAAUGGCGGCACACAUAGGAAUGAUGGAUGCGGCAUACUUCGUCGGCAGAUCGGAGAUCCUAUCCUGGAUCAAUUCCACACUUCACCUUAAUCUUUCCAAAGUCGAAGAGGCGUGUGGUGGUGCGGUUCAUUGCCAGCUGAUGGAUGCCGCUCACCCAGGGCUAGUCCCUAUGCACAAGGUCAAUUUCGACGCUAAGAAUGAAUAUGAGAUGAUCCAGAACUAUAAGGUUCUUCAAGAAGUAUUCAACAAACUUAAAAUUACCAAGCACAUUGAGGUCAACAAACUAGUGAAAGGAAGACCUCUUGACAACCUGGAGUUCAUGCAAUGGUUGAAGAGAUACUGCGAUUCUGUUAAUCGAGGCAAUUCGCACAACUACAAUCCUCUUGAGAGAAGGGAAGCUUGCAAGGGUGCAAAAGAAGUGAACAAAAGAUCUGCUACUUCACAUACUGCUGCCAAAAAUGCCUCAACCGCUCCAAAGCAUGCCCCUCAUAGUGCUAGAAGAAAUGAUGUACCUCAUGUAAGCAGCACAAAUCAAUCUGGCAAGGUGUCCAGACCUUCUUCGAGUGGAGGAGCAUCAACCUAUUCUGAAACAGAUCGUGCUGCACAUGAACAACAGAUUACGGAAUUGAAGUUAUCAGUGGAUAGUCUUGAAAAGGAAAGGGACUUCUACUUUGCAAAGCUGAGGGAUAUCGAGAUCCUGUGCCAGUGUCCAGAGAUUGAAAACCUCCCCGUGGUUGAAGCAGUGAAGAGGAUUCUGUAUGCUAUGGAUGAUGAUGCAUCACUUGUCACAGACGCUGAAGCUAUGAUUUCUGAGCAACACCAGCAAGUAGAGACGUUGAGUUGCACAUCAGAAGAGGCAGAAGAAAGGCUGAAGGUAGACACUCAAAAGAGAAAAAACAUUGUCAAUAUUGACGUUGACAUUGCUGCCAGCAACACUUUGUCUCCCAAGCAAAGGAUGUCUGAUGCUUCUGAUGUCCAUUCCAGUGGAUCACUUGUGACUUAUUGACCGAUCUCUUGUCUCCUGGAUAAAUGACUUGUUCUAUCUGGGUUGUCGAAUAAUUCCUGCCACCGUCUUUGUUACUCUAGUUAUAUGUUCUCAAAGCAUACUUCGUUUCCAAGCAAUACAGUUCGAGGAAUUUUACUAGUACAGAUAUUAGAGUAUAUCAGAGCACAUCUGGUUUAUCUGUUUGGCUUGAUUGUACAACAUUCCCUGAUCAUCAUCUCUGUCCUAUAGCAAGUAUUUGCAAAUUGCAACUGUACUGGUUGCUUUGUAAUUGUUGUGUCGUAAUGCAAGACCUUGGAUUAUUUUGCUUA